AUGACUGGUAAUGGAGUGUAUGAUGGGACUAUAGAGGCUAGAAAGAAGGUGCUGGUAAGUUGCUGCAAGCAGUGGUAUGUGAGGAAAGAAAUACAUUGGAAGCAAAUGUCUCGAUCCAGACAUGCGAAGGACAUGGAUAAAAACACUAGGUACUUUCAUAAUUUGGAAUCGGCAAGAAGGAGGAAUAAUAGAAUUGAUGCUUUAGUAAUCAAUGGAAGAUUGAUAAGAAAUCAAGCUCGGAUCAAGAUUGCCAUCAGAGAAUUCUAUAAGGAUUUGUAUCAUCAGGAAAGAUCGCCAGUCGUGGGCUUCAGGGAUGGUUUGGUAAAUCGGAUUAAUGAAGAAGAGUCAGCAGCGUUGGAGAGAAUGCCGAUAAUGGAGGAGAUUAGAGAGGCAGUUUGGGAUUGUGAAUCAUCCAAGGCUCCAGGAAAUGAUGGGUAUAACAUGAAUUUCAUUUAA
This is a messenger RNA of Arachis stenosperma, 456 nucleotides long. RefSeq lists its product as uncharacterized. Bases 1 to 456 code for a protein of 151 amino acids. Lineage: Eukaryota; Viridiplantae; Streptophyta; Magnoliopsida; Fabales; Fabaceae. The transcript has a single exon. The record is from RefSeq and is a predicted model, not a curated record.